AGGAUAAAUGGUUUACUAUAAAAAGGGUAAGUAUCCAUAGCGGAGGAACAUUGUCCAGACAUCUGUCCGCGGGGACGCACCACCAACCUGAAGAAUAACCGUAUAAAAUGGACUUCGUGCCGUUUACGUUAUUUUUCAUGGUUUCUCUGCUGAGCUUCCAAAUAUGUAUUGGAAAGCCAGCGAUUACAAAAGACAGCAAAACAUGGCCCUGCCCAAAAAACCAUGCCUUCUGCACUGUGAAGCCUGACGACUACCCCUCGAGAGAAAAAUUAAUACGGCUGUACAACACGUUUAAAGAUAAGGUUCCGAAACUGAAUGAAACCAGUGACCGCCAGGGAGGAAAAUCUGACUGCGCCGCUUAUGAUUAUUUGGUGGAAGAGUAUUACAUGAUCAUUGAUCAGAACAAAAAUAUAAGAUAUGUACUAUAUCUUCCAGGAUACUUCACAUUUCCGUUAAACGUCCAAGAAUGUAGACCGGAUGCGCCCAGAAAGAUCGAGCUGGAACUGACACACAGGCGAUGCGAGACCGGUUACUCGGACCGCGUGUUUUUCGUGCUGACGGACGACCUGGAGGGGCUGGAGACCGCGAGGUCCGCCACGGGAAUACCGACGAGCUGUACAGCUGUUCAAUAUGACGACGAUUAUUAAAGCAAUGAUUU
Leguminivora glycinivorella is the source of this 658-nucleotide messenger RNA. RefSeq lists its product as uncharacterized. NCBI's taxonomy places the organism in Eukaryota, Metazoa, Arthropoda, Insecta, Lepidoptera, Tortricidae. The record is from RefSeq and is a predicted model, not a curated record. The transcript is spliced from 5 exons. Bases 108 to 647 code for a protein of 179 amino acids.